UGCUGGGUGGUAUGAGAAAUGGUGGGAAAAAAUAUGAUGCUAAAGGGUGGACUGAGAAGGGCGCCCACAAGUAUGGUAGAUUGAAUGAACAAUCAUGGUGGGAAAAGUGGGGAGAGCACUAUGAUGGUAGAGGAUCCGUCUUGAAAUGGACAGAUAAAUGGGCAGAGACGGAACUUGGAACCAAAUGGGGAGACAAGUGGGAAGAGAAUUUCUUUGCCGGAAUAGGGCGGAGCCUCACUACGGUUAGGCAGAUGUGGUUGGUGAUUCGACGCAGUUGCUAUCGAUCCAACCCCGCGAGAGACCUCCCGGAGUUUUCCCGAAUCUCGACUUUGGAUCAAUCCCUUCACAUCCUCCGCAGGAUUCUCCUGACUCCCCUUCUUCCCAGUAGCCAAGGUGAAGAUCUUGCUUCUAAGUUUGAUUGGCCAUCAGGUCUGGUGGCUGGCUUGCACGGCUUCUCUUUUAGCUUUAGGUGGUUCUGAAAUAUCUCUUCUUGUCCAUACCCCGAUUGUAGUAUUGUGGUCUCGAACUAUCGAUG
Molecule: messenger RNA, 535 nt
Organism: Punica granatum (pomegranate)
Lineage: Eukaryota; Viridiplantae; Streptophyta; Magnoliopsida; Myrtales; Lythraceae
Source: RefSeq, a predicted model, not a curated record